Molecule: messenger RNA, 1143 nt
Organism: Daucus carota subsp. sativus
Lineage: Eukaryota; Viridiplantae; Streptophyta; Magnoliopsida; Apiales; Apiaceae
Product: probable aspartic proteinase GIP2
Exons: 1
Coding region: 1-1143 (380 amino acids)
Biological process (GO): proteolysis
Molecular function (GO): aspartic-type endopeptidase activity
Source: RefSeq, a predicted model, not a curated record
AUGGUCAUCGAUCUUGGAGGCCAACACACAUGGUUCGACUGUGGCAAUGGCUCUGAUUUACCAACAUACAGGCCCAUCAAAUGUGGCUCUAGAAAAUGUAGAAAUGUUAAGAACUUUGGAUGUGUUGGUUGCAAUCUUCCUCGCAAACCAGGGUGCACCAACAAUACUUGUGGCGUCGCCUCAUACAAUCCGUACUCCAAUGAUCUUUAUGCCCAAGGCAUUGGGGAGGACGCGUUGUACAUUGAUUCUGUUUCUACCAAUGGCCUAUCCAUCGGAUUGAGUUACCAUUCUCCUCAGCCAUAUCUAUUUUCUUGUGCUAAUUCAGAUCUUUUAAGAGGCUUAUCUAACUCAACCACAGGUAUGUCAGGCCUAGCUAAUACCACAACUUCGUUGCAUACACAAAUGUCAGCCCAAUUCAAUCUGCCUCAUAAAUUUGCUAUUUGUAUGCCUUCUGCAUCUGAUUAUGUAAUAGGCCAAAUCUUCAUCGGUGGGGGAAAAUACAUGUAUCCUCCCUAUGAUAAAGAUAUAGCAACAGAAUUAUCUACCACGCCACUCGUGAUUAACCCUGUAAGUACUGCUCCAGCAUAUACAGAAGGUGACCCAUCAGAUGAGUACUUCAUAUAUAUCAAAUCUAUUAGUGUCGAUCACAAGGUUGUUGCGGUGAACUCUUCCUUGCUAUCCAUCGACAAACAAGGCAACGGUGGGACAAAACUCAGUACAAUCAUUCCAUAUACUAAAUUGGAGACCUCCAUUUACAAGGCUCUGGUAGAUAAUUUUAACAAAGCUGCAGCACUGAGAAAGAUAAAAAGAGUAGCAUCCGUGGAGCCCUUCGGGGCAUGUUUCAGCUCUAAAUCUAUCGCCACAAGUCAGACAGGACCUUUAGUUCCGUAUAUAGAUAUUGGCUUAGCAGGAAAUGAUCAUGACUGGAGAUUCUAUGGUGCAAACACAAUGGUAGCGGUUAAUAAGAAUGUGAUGUGCCUUGCAUUUUUGGAUGCAGGCUCAAAGCCAAGGACUCCGAUAGUCAUAGGAGGGUAUCAGAUGGAGAAUUAUGUUAUUGAGUUUGAUCUUGUUUCCUCAAAGCUUGGAAUCAGCAAUUCGCUUUUAUAUCACAACACAACCUGCUCCCAGUCUCCACUUAGGUAG